AACAGUUUGAGACCAAACGCUCCAGUUUUGUUUUUUGUCUGGUACAGUUUCUGUUAGUCUGGACCUCCAUGCUCUUCAGUCACUGAUCGGUCUGAUUGUGUAUUGAUCAGGGGGAGCACGAUGACGCCCUGCAGGCUGCUCCUGUGGCAGGUGGCUCUCAGAGUGUCCUGCCACCUUGUUACAGCCACCCUGUGUCUGGGCGGCUCGGACAUCUUCACAUCGGUCAGAGAGAACAGUCCGAAGGGCCAGUUCAUCUCCGACAUCAACAUCACCGUCGACCCGGGAUCCAACACCGUCCGCCUGUGUCUGGCGGGACAGAACGCCGACUGGUUCUACCUGGAGGGUCGAUCCAUCAGACUCAACUUAUCAGGAUCCAGAGUUCUUGACCGAGAGGUCCAGGGUCCGAUCCUCAUCGCAGAGCUCACCUGUUACGAAGACGACGUCCUGCAGACCCGCUUCCGGAUCCUGGUGGAGAUUCUGAACGAAAACGACAACAAGCCCAUAUUCGUGGAGGAAACGAUCCGGCCGCUCAGCGUCAGCGAGCUGACGGCGGUGAACUCAGUGGUUUUCACUGUGAAGGCCGUCGACCCCGACGGGGACCUAAUCAGCUACGUCAUUGAUCAGUCAUCGGGCGACGCCUGGUUCUUCAGGAUCGACCUGCCGAACUCCGGGAAGGUGGUUCUGGACAAACCGCUGGACUACGAGAGCAGGACCCAGCUGCAGCUUGUCAUGUGGGCCCAGGAAUCGAACACGGCCGAGAAGUUCAAAGUCUCGACGGAGCUCACGGUGGACGUGGUGGACGGAGACGACCAGUACCCCCACUUCCUGCCCUGCACACCCGUGUCCCCAGGUGUCCCCGUCUGUAUGAGCCCUGUCUACACGGCCAACAUCACGCGGAAACACCAGGCCGGCAUCCUGGACUUCUCUCCUGGUCCGAUCCGAGCCGAGGACGGCGACAGAGGAAUCGACGCGCCGCUCGUCUACACGAUCCUCUCAGGUGAUGACCAGGGCAGGUUUGUGAUCAACGAGACGACAGGUGAGGUGAACCUGACCCGGGCCGUGGACGACCGACUGCAGGAGGCUAACUUCACCAUCAGCGUCGUGGUGAGCCAGGCGGACGACCGGCUGAAGUACAGCGUGGCCUCGGUUCUGGUCCGGGUUCUGUGUGAGAACGUGUUUCCACCAGCCUUCAACAGAACCACCUUCAAAGGGUUCGUGAUCCAGAACUCCAGCCCUGCCUCCAUCGUCUCCACCUACGGGAACCGGGUGCUGCAGAUGCAGGCGCUGGACGGAGACUUCGCUGAUGGCGUCAACCCCAACAUCCGCUACCACCUCCACCCCCCGUCCCCCCUGUACCAGGUGACCCGGGAGGGCGUCCUGAUCGGCCGGACGGACCGGCUACACGCCUUCGACAGACACAUCCUCCAGGUCAUCGCCAGGGACGAGGAGUCCGGAGAGGAGGUUUCGGCUUCGGUGGACAUCGAAGUCCUGCAGAGGGGACAAACGGUGCCACGCGGUGCGUUCACGGAGCAGCAGCUGUUCGGAGACGUGGACGGCCGGCUGGCGGGAGGAGUCGCCGUGCUGAUCCUGCUGGCUAUUCUGGCGGCGGUUCUGUUCGUGAUGCUUCAGACGAUCCGGAGGAGGCAGCAGGAGAACCCCGCUCAACAUGCUGAGGCCUCUGGGAAACUCCCCCGCGUGGUGAACCCGAGUCCGCCUGCCUUCAUGGAAGCGGCCGCGUACCACGGCACAGCUUUCAGUCACCAGUCAGGCAGUUUCCACGGUAGAGAAGGUGUUUACACCCGGCGGCCGUCCCUGCCACCCCCUCCUCCUCCUCAUCCAGCGCCGCCAUCGUGGACCAGACCUUCCGCCCCUCCGGAGGUCCUCAUGGGCGAGCCGGUCGGACUCCGCCGGCUUCAGACCGAACUCUUCGUCGUUGUGGAGGAACCCGAAGGGGGAAGUUCGUCCUGGGAAACGCUCAGAGCAGACGACGUCCCGGGAGGUCAGCGGUCGGCCGGCGAGGACGUCCCCGCAGAGGACGAGGACGUGAAAACAGAGCAGUGCAGGAAACUUCGGAUCCUUUAUCCAGUCGAUGAGAGAGCAGAAAAACCAACCACACCUGAGAUGUACCCAGAGACGUCAGCCUGAUAGUUCCAGGAACCAAAUCAUGUUUACUUUUUGAUGUUUUUAUCGGAUGUCGACUCAUAUUGAUCUAUGAAUAAAAAUGUACAG
Cololabis saira (Pacific saury) is the source of this 2229-nucleotide messenger RNA. RefSeq names its product cadherin-related family member 5, related sequence (gene cdhr5-rs). Bases 121 to 2145 code for a protein of 674 amino acids. Gene Ontology annotation, cellular component: catenin complex; membrane; adherens junction. Gene Ontology annotation, biological process: cell-cell junction assembly; homophilic cell-cell adhesion; adherens junction organization. Gene Ontology annotation, molecular function: calcium ion binding; cadherin binding. The record is from RefSeq and is a predicted model, not a curated record. Lineage: Eukaryota; Metazoa; Chordata; Actinopteri; Beloniformes; Belonidae. The transcript has 14 exons.